Molecule: messenger RNA, 4282 nt
Organism: Pocillopora verrucosa
Lineage: Eukaryota; Metazoa; Cnidaria; Anthozoa; Scleractinia; Pocilloporidae
Product: structural maintenance of chromosomes protein 2
Biological process (GO): chromosome organization
Cellular component (GO): chromosome
Molecular function (GO): ATP hydrolysis activity; ATP binding; protein binding
Source: RefSeq, a predicted model, not a curated record
AAUAAGCGGCCGGGCUCCGUUGACAAACCGAUGUUUCUUUCACUGUUUUGUACACACGCUUCUUCUUCGAAAUCUGUUUAAAAUGUACAUUAAACAGGUCGUUAUUGACGGUUUCAAGUCGUAUGCUACACGGACGACCAUCUCUGGGUUCGAUCCUCAGUUUAAUGCGAUCACAGGCCUGAACGGCAGCGGAAAAUCAAACAUACUUGACUCCAUUUGUUUCCUUCUUGGAAUUUCGAACUUAACACAGGUACGGGCAAGCAGUUUACAAGAACUGGUGUACAAAGGUGGACAGGCAGGGGUAACCAAAGCUACAGUUACAAUCACCUUUGACAAUACAGACAAGAAGCAGAGCCCUUUAGGAUAUGAAUCUUUUGAAGAAAUUACAGUUUCUAGACAGGUUGUUAUCGGAGGCAGGAACAAGUAUCUAAUCAAUGGCUGCAAUGCUAACAACACCAGAGUUCAAGACUUGUUUCGUUCAGUUCAGCUUAAUGUAAACAAUCCUCACUUUCUUAUCAUGCAGGGCAGAAUAACUAAAGUGCUGAAUAUGAAACCACCUGAAAUACUGUCUAUGAUAGAGGAAGCUGCUGGAACAAGAAUGUAUGAGAGUAAAAAGCUGUCAGCACAGCGCACCAUUGAGAAAAAGGACAGCAAACUACAAGAGAUUGAAACUAUUCUUGCAGAAGAAAUAACUCCAACCUUGACCAAACUUAAAGAGGAGAGAGCAUCUUAUCUUGAAUAUCAAAAAGUCAUGAGAGAGGUGGAGCAUCUUUCAAGACUCUAUAUAGCUCAUCAAUUUGUGAUGGCAGAGGAUGUGCAGAAAAAGGCUGGAGUUGAACUAGAGAACAUUAAACAAGAGAAUGUCAAACUGAAAAAGAGAUGUGAAGAGAUUGAAGGAAAAGUUAAAGAACUAAGUGCAGUCAUCUCUGAAUUAGAAAAGAAAAAGAUUGCUGAGUCUGGAUCAGCCCUGAAAAAACUUGAAAAUAGACUUGAGGAGGUUUCAAAGGUUGAUGUUAAGACAGAAUCUGAUUUGAAACACAUGAAGGACACUUUGGCAGCUGAGAAGAAGAAGAAAAAAGCACUCCUGAAAAGCCUUGAUGAUGAUCAAGCUCAAUUAAAGAACAAAGAAAAAGAGCUGAAGAAGCUGAAUGACCUUCUCAUCAAACUGGAAGAAAAGAGUCAAGAAGACAGCAAGGCACUGAAAAUAGCACAGGAUCAUUUCCAUGCAGUGUCAGCAGGGCUAUCCAGCAAUGAAGAUGGCGAAGACAAGACUCUUGCAGACCAGAUCAUGACUUUUAAGAGUGAAAUAAGCUCUGCUGAAACUGAAUCCAAGCAAGGCCAGAUGAGACUCAAACAUGCUCAGACAGAGUUGAAGAAGAAACAAUCUGAGCUGAAGAACACAGAGAAGAGCUAUAAGAAGGACAAGGAUGUUUAUGAUGCAAUUGAAAAGAGUAAAUCCAAACUUGAGGAUGAAAUGAAGAAAUUGAAGUAUGAAGAGGGAAAAGAGGAAAAACUUAUUGCCAGAAGACGUGAGCUGGAGGCUGAGGUUUCUGCGCUAAGGACCAAAGUGGAAACUCUGGAGGCAAAAUUUCCAAACCUUCAGUUUGAUUACAGAGAUCCAGAAACAGGAUUUGAUCGCAAGAAGGUGAAAGGUCUAGUGGCACAACUGAUUCAAGUCAAAGAUGUCUCAUCUGCUACAGGUCUGGAGGUGACUGCCGGAGGAAAGCUCUAUAAUGUUGUGAUAGACAAUGAAGUGACUGGCAAAAAGUUAAUAAGCAAUGGCAAACUCAAGCGCCGCUACACAUUUAUUCCACUGAAUAAAAUUGCUUCCAGAACUCUUUCAAAUGAUGUUGUGAAAAGAGCAGAAAGCUUGGUUGGUAAGGACAAUGUCAACCUUGCUUUGUCCCUUGUUGGUUAUGAUGAAGAGGUCAAAGCAGCUAUGGCUUAUGUGUUUGGGACUACUUUUGUAUGCAAUGACAUGGAUAAUGCUAAAAAGGUCACCUAUGAUCCCAAAGUGCAAGCAAGGUCAGUGACCUUAGGUGGAGACUUAUUUGAUCCUCAAGGAACAGCCACAGGAGGUGCACGGGCAUCGCAUUCCUCAAUCCUGGUCAAGCUGCAGGAAUUGAAUGAGGCACAAGCGACUCUACAAGGCAAAAGUACAGAGCUUCAAAAUGUUGUCCAGGAGCUGGACGCCUAUAAGAAAAUGGCAGAAAAAUAUCGCCAGAUAAAACAGCAGUAUGAUUUGAAAGUUCAUGAAGCUGAACUUGUCCAGGCUCGCCUGAAGCAAAGUACUCAUCAUCAUCAACUGGAGGAGGUUGAAGCUUUGCAGAAAACAGUUGACGAACAGCAAGAAUUGAUAUCAAAGGCGAAAGAAACAAUAGCAGUGGCAACUGAGAAGUGCAAAGAUGUUGAAAGGAAGAUGAAGGAAGCAAAAUCUCAUCGUGAAAAAGAACUCAAGACAGCUGAGGAAGAGGUGAAAAAGAGUAAGAAAAAAGCUGAGGAGUCAACAAAGAAUAUGAAAGCAAAGCAACAGGAAGUCGAGGAGAUGAAGUUAGAAAUGGAAGAGCUGAAAAAUGAAGGGGCUAAAGUCGAUGAGCAAGUCAAAGCAGUCGAUGAAGCAAUUUCAAAAGCUGAGGAGCAAAUUGAAAAAAUUUCUGAGAGGGCGAAGGAAACAAAGAAAGCAGUCGAAGAGGCCGCUAAAGAGCUAGAUAAACAGAAGGAAGCCCUCAGAUCGUGUAAUGAGGCCAUUGAAGAGAAAGUGCAGGAACAACAAGGCCUACAGAAACAAGGUCAGGAUAUUCAGCUGGAGCUUAAGGAGAUGGAUUAUAAAGUGAACAAAUUUCAACGCGAUAGUAAAGAAGCAGCUUCAAAGGUGGAACAAAUGUUGCAAAAAUACGACUGGAUCGCCAGUGAGAGGAAUUUUUUCGGUCAACCGAACAGUGCUUUCGAUUUUGCCGCUAACGACAUGAAGGAUGUCUCUAGACGGCUCAGUAAACUGCAAGAAACGAAAGACAAACUGGGAAAGAACGUGAACAUGCGAGCCAUGAAUAUGCUUGGAAAAGCUGAAGAGAAGUACAAUGAUUUAAUGAAAAAGAAGCGAAUUGUCCUGAACGACAAAGAUAAGAUUGCAUUAGUCAUCAAAGAACUUGAUGAGAAGAAGAACGAAGCCCUAAGGAACGCUUGGAAGAAAGUGAACAAGGAUUUUGGCUCGAUAUUUUCUACUCUUCUUCCUGGAACCACAGCAAAGCUGGCUCCCCCAGAAGGACAAACGGAACUCGAUGGGCUGGAGGUGAAAGUGGCUUUCGGAAACGUUUGGAAGGAAAGUCUCAGUGAACUAAGUGGUGGACAAAGGUCUUUAGUCGCGCUAUCACUCAUCCUAUCCAUGUUGCUCUUCAAACCUGCUCCUCUGUACAUCCUUGAUGAAGUAGACGCCGCCCUGGAUCUGUCUCACACACAAAACAUCGGCCAAAUGCUCAGAGCCCACUUUAAGCAUUCCCAGUUCAUUGUAGUGUCUUUAAAAGAUGGCAUGUUUAACAAUGCCAAUGUCCUCUUUAAAACGAAGUUUGUGGAUGGCGUGUCCACGGUCACGCGGUACGCUCAGUCCCAGCCCUCUCGGGAUGGUCGGGAUGAAGAUGGAAGUGGAGCAUUGGGAAGGGGAGGGAAGAGCACUGCUAAGAAAAACCCUAGCAAGAGGUUGAGAACUGACACUCCUGCCCAACCUCUUUUGCCAUCGCAGGGUUAAACCUCUGGAAAUGUGAAUAGCUAAGGUUUUGUGGUGUCGUUUGCAGAAAUAUAAAGCGUACUAUCAUGUUACUUUGCAUCAUAUUGAAAGUGUAGAGCAUUAACCUUCAUUGCAUCACACUGUUUAUCCUUAUAUAUCAGUACAUUAACCCUCUGGUAAACAACAUCCCUCUCCACAAUUCGUUCUCAUAAACGUAAACAUCUAUUUUAUUAACAAAAGCAUAUUUGGGAACUUCUAGAUGGGAAUUUGAGUUGAUAAGUUUACUGUGCUCUCUCGUCACAGUAAUGUAUGACUAUGUUGCGUAUACAUUCCUCUACUUCAUCAUGUAACGGUCAAAGUGAAGGUUGUCAGAUUUCCUUAUUCUGUCAAGUAACUCUUGUGUAAAUACCACUUAGGGUACCCGGCUUGAAAUAGUGUUCCACUAACCCUAAACACCCUAUCAUCAGAAUGUGUAUCCCUCAUUCUGUUCUGUAUUUAUUUCUUGUGGUACUGAUAAGGAUAAUGUUUUUUACACAAUGAAGAGCUUUUAUUUCUUGGCAA